AUGGGAGAAUCACGACAAGAACUGGUAGCAUGGCUCAAUAACCUGCUUCAACUGAAUAUAACAAAGGUCGAACAAUGCGGGACUGGGGCGGCUUUGUGUCAGGUUUUCGACAGUAUCUUCCGCGAUGUGCCGAUGGGCAGAGUAAAAUUUAAUGUGAAUACGGAAUACGCAUAUCUGGCAAAUUUCAAGAUCCUUCAAAACUGUUUCAAACAACACGGUAUCGAUCGACCCGUUAACGUCGAACAGCUCAUCAAAUGUAAGAUGCAGGACAACCUCGAAUUUCUUCAGUGGAGUAAGCGUUAUUGGGAUCAAUAUUACCCAGGAGGUGACUACGAUGCCAACGCACGGCGACUUGGUUCAGGUGCCCCAGCGCCAGCAGCCGCUGCCCCCAGAGCAUCCGCUGGUGCAGCGCGACGAGGUACAACUCCUACGAUCGGUGGCGCGAGGGCUGGAAAGAGUGCGGCUGGUGGUGCGGGCAACGCUGCGCUACAACAAGAAAACAAUACAUUGAAGGAGACUGUCCAAGGUCUAGAGCGCGAACGGGACUUCUAUUUCAGCAAGCUCCGGGAUAUCGAGUUGCUGGUUCAGCAGGCGUGUGAGGAAGAUCCAGAGAUUGAGAGACAAGAAGAUGGUUUGAUUAAACACAUCCAAUCUAUUCUUUACUCGACAGAAGACGGCUUCGAGAUUCCCGCUGAAGCCGAGGUUGAUGAUCAAGAGACUUUCUAG
Molecule: messenger RNA, 726 nt
Organism: Glarea lozoyensis ATCC 20868
Lineage: Eukaryota; Fungi; Ascomycota; Leotiomycetes; Helotiales; Helotiaceae
Product: Calponin-homology, CH-domain-containing protein
Exons: 4
Coding region: 1-726 (241 amino acids)
Biological process (GO): regulation of microtubule polymerization or depolymerization; spindle assembly; protein localization to microtubule plus-end
Cellular component (GO): microtubule plus-end; microtubule organizing center; cytoplasmic microtubule
Molecular function (GO): microtubule plus-end binding
Source: RefSeq, a predicted model, not a curated record